UGCAGAGUCAUCAGACUCGCUGAAAACAACAGAGCCAGGACCUGACAGAACCUGGUUCCGGGUCUUUGGGUCAGCGCAGCGGGCCGCCAUGUGGAUCGAACCGGAGGAGGUUCUGCUGGCCGGGGCUCUGUGGGUCUCGGAGCGGGCCAACCCGUUCUUCAUCCUGCAGAGGAGGAGGGGGCACGGCCGCGGAGGGGGGCUGUCCGGUAGGCCUCCUGGUGGGACGCUGGACGUGGUUCUGGACUCCAGCGCCAGGGUGGCUCCCUACAGGAUCCUGCUGCAGACCGCCGACUCCCAGAUCUACUGGAACAUCGCCUGUGGUUCCUCCAGGAAGGAAAUCACGGAGCACUGGGAUUUCCUGGAAUCCAACCUGCUGCAGACCAUCUUCAUCUUCGACAACGAUGAAGACGUCAUCACCUUCGUCAAAGGGAAGAUCUCGGGCAUCAUCGGAGGAGAGCGGCUGAAGCGGAGCGAGGAGCAGGAAGAGAACAGCGGGAAGUUCCUGGAGGCGGAGCUGAAGAUGCGGAAGCUGUUUGGGAUGCCGGAGGAGGAGAAGCUGGUCAACUAUCACUCCUGCAGCUUGAAGGGGCGUGUCCCGCGCCAGGGCUGGCUCUACCUGUCCAUCAACCACCUGUGCUUCUACUCCUUCCUGCUGGGGAAGGAAGUGACGCUGGUGGUGCCGUGGACCGAGGUGACCCAGCUGGAGAAGAACGCCACGCUGGUGUUCCCGGAGAGCGUCCGCGUGAGCACCCGGAACGCCGAGCAUUUCUUCUCCAUGUUCCUGAACGUCAACGAUGCCUUCAAGCUGAUGGAGCAGCUCGCCAACAUCGCCAUGCGCCAGCUGCUGGACAACGAGGCGUUCGCCGCCGACCGCUCGCUGCCCACCUGCAAGACGCUGAAGAACGUCUCUGCCCUGAAGAGGGACUUCGACGCCCCCAAGAACGAGCGGUACCGGUCCAUGUUUCGGCUGACGCGGGACGAGCGGCUGGACGGACACACGGACUGCACGCUGUGGACGCCGUUCGCCAAGAUGCACGUGGGGCCAGCUGUUCAUCUCCACAACUACAUCUGCUUCUGCAGCAGAGAGGAGGAGCUGUGCCAGCUCAUCAUCCCGCUCAGAGAGGUGACCAUCGUGGAGAAGGCGGACAGCAGCAGCGUCUUGCCGUCUCCCGUCUCCAUCAGCACCAAGAACAAGAUGAACUUCCUGUUCGCCAACCUCAAAGACAGGGACUUCCUGGUUCAGCGGAUCUCAGACUUCCUGCAGCGGACGCCGGACGGCUCGUGGAGCGACACCAAUCCGCUGUCUCUGAUUGGCUCCCCGGUACGCCAGGCUUGGCUGUCAGAACCUUGUGGUUCUGGUUCUGUCUCACCCGACUCCGCCCACCAGGGGCGCCAUUACCACGGCGGCCUGCCCACCGCCCAGCAGGGCCUGCUGCGGCUGUACAGCAGCGGGGCGCCGGGAGACGCUGACCCGUCCUCCGUCCCGCAGAUGAAGGAGCGGAUGAAGGAGGAGGCGUGGAACAUUCACUUCUCCGAGUUCGGCCGGGGCGUCUGCAUGUACAGAACCUCCAGAACCCGAGAGCUGGUUCUGAACGGGAUCCCGGAGCGCCUGAGGGGGGAGCUGUGGCUGCUGUUCUCUGCAGGCGCUCAGAACGAGAUGGCCGCUCACCCUGGUUACUAUGGCGACCUGGUGGAGCAGGCCACGGGCCUCUGCUCAUUGGCCGCCGAGGAGAUCGAGCGCGACCUCCAUCGCUCGAUGCCCGAGCACAGAGCCUUCCAGAACGAGACGGGCAUCGCCGCGCUGCGCCGCGUCCUGACCGCCUACGCCCACCGCAACCCCAACAUCGGCUACUGCCAGGCCAUGAACAUCGUUACAUCCGUCCUGCUGCUGUACGGAACCGAGGAGGAGGCCUUCUGGCUGCUGGUGGCGCUGUGCGAGCGCAUGCUGCCCGACUACUACAACACCCGGGUCGUAGGCGCGCUGGUGGACCAGGGCGUGUGAGAGCUGACCCGGGCCUUCCUGCCGCCCCUCUACGACCACAUGCAGGCGCUGGGCGUCAUCACCACCAUCAGCCUGUCCUGGUUCCUCACCCUCUUCCUGUCCGUCAUGCCGUUCGACAGCGCCGUCCUGCUGGUCGACUGCUUCUUCUACGAAGGCAUCAAGGUCAUCUUCCAGGUGGCGCUGGCCGUCCUUCAUGACAACAUGGACGCCCUGCUGGUCUGCAGCGAUGAGGGCGAAGCCAUGACCAUCUGGGGCAGGUACCUGGACAACGUUGUGAACAAGCAGACGGUGGCUCCGCCCACUCCCCACCUCCACGCCCUGCUGACGAGCGGAGACGACCCUCCGCAGGAGAUCGACGUCUUCGACCUCAUCAGGGCGUCCUAUGAGAAGUUCGGCAGCCUGCGGUCUGACGUCAUCGAGCAGAUGCGUUUUAAGCAGAGGUUAAAGGUCAUCCAGUCGCUGGAAGACACGGCGAAGAGGAGCGUGGUGAGGGCGAUGAUGACGGAGCUGGCCUUCAGCAUCGAGGAGCUGGAGGAGCUGUACUGUCUCUUUAAGUCCAAGCACAUGACCAGCUGCUACUGGGGCUCCAGCAGCUCGGCGGCGGAGCGCCACGAUCCCAGCCUGCCCUACCUGGAGCAGUACCGGAUCGACCCGGUCCAGUUCGCCCAGCUCUUCUCGGCGCUGUCCCCCUGGGUCUGCGGAAGCCACACCCCCGCGCUGUCGGCCCGCUCUUCAGGCUGCUGGACCAGAAACCAGGACGGGCUGGUCAACUUCAAAGAGUUCAGCACCGGCCUCAGUGGGAUGUUCCACGGCGACAUGACGGAGAAGCUGAAGCUGCUCUACAAGCUCCACCUCCCACCAGCUCUGUGUGCUGAGGAGGCGGAGUCUGCUCUGGAGGCCACACACUUCUUCACUGAGGACAAACAUCAAGAAUCUUCCUUCCUGUCUGAUCUGGAUUCUGUGCGGCAGCAGGAAGUGACAUCAGGUGAAGAACCAAAGAAUGGAGGAGAAGAUGGUGAGGAGAAGAAAGAGGUGAAGGACUACAGGUACUACCUGAGGAUGUGGGCAGAAGAGAAGGAGCCCAAGAGGGAAACCAUCAAGGAUUUGCCCAGGAUGAACCAGGAGCAGUUUAUCGAGCUGUGUAAGACGCUGUACAACAUGUUCAGCGAGGAGCCGAGCGAGCAGCAGCUGUACCACGCCAUCGCCACCGUGGCCAGCCUCCUGCUGCGCAUCGGAGAGGUCGGCAAGAAGUUCGGCAACGGCGCCAAGAGGGCCGAGGCCCCGCCUCCCGCCCGGCCCGGGGAGGAGGGGCCCGGCGAGGGAACCUCGGCCGACGCCCAGGUGUGCCGGGCUCUGGCCGACGCCCAGCUGGAGCCGACCACGUCCGACGAGGAGACGAAGGACGACGCGUCGGUGUCGUCGUUCUCGGUGGUGAGCUCCGGCUCGCUGCAGUGCGAGGACAUCGCCGACGACACGGUGCUGGUCAGCGGCGAGGAGAGGCGGGGAAGCGCGCUGGACGCUGAUUGGUCAAUCACCUUUGAGCAAGUGCUGGCCUCACUGUUGACAGAACCGCUGGUCGAGUAUUUCGAGAGGAAGAUGGACAUCCAGGCCAAAAUGGCUGCCUGUAAGGCUCAGCGGGCCGUGGAGCGCCAGAUAAGCUCCGCCUCCGACCACGAACUCAGCCAGCAUUCCUCCUGACUCACCUGAUCACCUGGUUACCUGGUAACAUGAUCACCUGGUUACCUGGUAACAUGAUCACCUGGUUACCUGGUUACAUGAUCACCUGGUUACCUGGUUACUGAUCACCACUCAGUUCUCCCGCCUCCUGAUUGGUCACCUGCGUCUCCUGUGUCCGUUUGAGUCUGAUUGGACCAUUGCUGACGAUGCAACAUCAAUAGUGUCUCUGACUGGUCAGUCACUGACUGAGCUAUGACAUCAUCAUGUGACUUCCUGUGGGUGUUUCACAGUAAAAGCUUAGCUGGUGUUUAUUGAUCUCUGAUUGGUUCCCCAGUCUGCUGCAGGUGAACAGGUGUAUAUACAUCCUGUUUGUCACAUGACUCUGUAGUGAUGUCAUCACAGGAAGUAAAAUAAAAUAAAUAAUAAAUAAUGGCUGACAAAAAACAAGUUCAGUGUUCAUUCAAGUUUUUAUUUUGUAGUUGUUGUUUUUGUGCCCCAUUUACUUCCUGUACAGUGUGACGUCACAGUGUUUUUAUCUGUUUAUCUGCCUGCUUUUAAAUCUGUUGCAUUAAUCAGUUAUUGAUCUGUUCCAAUAAACCUGGAGAAACCUG
Molecule: messenger RNA, 4290 nt
Organism: Poeciliopsis prolifica (blackstripe livebearer)
Lineage: Eukaryota; Metazoa; Chordata; Actinopteri; Cyprinodontiformes; Poeciliidae
Product: TBC1 domain family member 9B-like
Source: RefSeq, a predicted model, not a curated record